AUGAGCGCGUCCAGGUUCAUUAAGUGCGUGACUGUCGGCGACGGAGCCGUUGGCAAAACUUGUAUGCUUAUUUCCUACACCAGCAAUACUUUCCCUACGGACUAUGUACCUACUGUUUUUGACAACUUCAGUGCGAAUGUGGUUGUGGAUGGAAACACUGUCAACUUAGGAUUAUGGGAUACAGCUGGUCAAGAGGAUUACAAUAGAUUAAGACCUUUGAGUUAUCGAGGGGCAGAUGUCUUUAUUCUUGCAUUCUCUUUAAUCAGCAAGGCCAGCUAUGAAAAUGUUGCCAAAAAGUGGAUUCCAGAACUGAGGCAUUAUGCACCCGGGGUUCCAAUUAUUCUUGUUGGAACAAAACUUGAUCUUCGGGAAGACAAGCAGUUCUUUGUUGACCAUCCUGGUGCAGUGCCAAUUACUACUGCUCAGGGAGAGGAACUGAAAAAACUUAUUGGAGCUCCUUUCUACAUUGAAUGUAGUUCGAAAACGCAGCAGAAUGUGAAGGGGGUUUUUGAUGCAGCCAUUAAGGUGGUGCUCCAGCCUCCAAAGCAAAAGAAGAAGAAGAAAAAGGGGCAGAAGGCGUGCUCCAUAUUGUAA
Messenger RNA from Dovyalis caffra, 594 nucleotides. The record is from the annotation of a GenBank genome assembly. NCBI's taxonomy places the organism in Eukaryota, Viridiplantae, Streptophyta, Magnoliopsida, Malpighiales, Salicaceae.